Brassica napus (rape) is the source of this 4644-nucleotide messenger RNA. RefSeq lists its product as uncharacterized. The record is from RefSeq and is a predicted model, not a curated record. The transcript is spliced from 9 exons. Lineage: Eukaryota; Viridiplantae; Streptophyta; Magnoliopsida; Brassicales; Brassicaceae. Gene Ontology annotation, biological process: telomere maintenance; DNA repair. Gene Ontology annotation, molecular function: DNA helicase activity. The coding region runs from base 1 to 4644 and encodes 1547 amino acids.
AUGCCUAACACAAAGACCACAGAAACUGCAAGAGCGUCACGAAUAUCCACAUUUGAUAGACAACAUAAAGGCAUCUCAACUACUUUUACUGGACCAUGUCAAAAUCAUCUCCCAUCUUUAAGACAACACAAAUCAAUUCCUAGAAUACCAAACACACAGACCAUAGAAACGACAAGAGAUUCAGGAAUGUCAAAAAAUGCUGGAGCUGAACAUAAUUUUUUGAAAUCUGAUCCACUGAAUGAAGAUUUACUAAGCAACAUGGAUGGUUAUGAUGACCUAGAAUUCGACAGUAGUAGUCAAGAAAGUUUUGAUUCUGAUACUUCAGAUCACGAACAAUCUAUUUUGCUAGAACCAGAAAUAAACAACCAAUCAGAACGAGUGAUGAAACUGGCGGCAAUGUUUAAAAAAACCUUCUCUGAAGUGAAGAAAAAAGUCAAACCAAUAUCUCCUAAAGAGGAUGGACAGGUUCAGUUGCCAUACCUAAAGAAGCCCCCUGAUCUUCUAAUGAACCUUCUAACAGGAACUGAUAAGCUUAGCAAACAUUUUCAAAGGAAUACGAGAUCAUAUAAUAUGGUUUUCUCUUUCACUUCACUUGGUGGGAAGAUAGAUAAAUCUCUGAAAAAGGGACGAGGACCACAGAUGAUUCAGCUUCAUGGUGAAAACUAUCAUUUGAUGGGAAGUUUAACACCACCUGAAGGAGACCAUGCCAAGUUUGGACAACUAUACAUUGUUGAUACAGAUAAUGAAGUUGAAAACAGAUUUAAUGCUCUGAGCAGCAAAUCCAAAAAUUUCUCACCUGGUAGUAAGCAAGACGGUUUGAAGAAGGAAGUUAUUCAACCUAUUAUCAAGAUGUUGAAUGCUGUUAAUCCAUAUGUUGUGCAGUUUCGAUCAGCUAGAGAGAGAUUUCAAUUGAAUCCUGAAAAAACCUUCCAUAUGCGAAUUGUCAGUAGAAGUGACAAAGAUGGUAGGACACAUAAUAUGCCAAUAGCAGCUGAGGUGGCUGUAUUGAUUCCUGGUGAUUUUAAUUUAGGAAUGGAUAAACGGGAUAUUGUGCUUCAGCAUAAAUCUGGAAAACUAACCAGGAUCGAUGAGAUUCAUAUCUCUUAUCUAGCACUACAAUAUCCUCUAAUAUUUGUCUAUGGUGAGGAUGGUUUCAGGGUUGGUAUUAAGAAAGGCGUUACAGAAGCGUCAAAGAAACUCAAAAAUCCUUCAAUCAGUAUGAUGCAGUUUUUUGCUUUCAGGCUUCAAGAGCGAGAUAAUGAGUCACAUGUUCUUCUCUAUUCAAGAAGGUUAUUUCAACAGUUCAUAGUGGACGCCUAUACUACAAUAGAAUCUAAUAGACUGAGGUAUUUGAAGCUUAACCAGACAUGCUUACGUUCAGACAGUUACGACUCUAUCAGAGAAUCAGAAAAUGCUGGCAACUCAGAUAUGAAUGAACAAGGUCAACAAUUUCUUCUACCAGCUACUUUUACAGGGAGUCCAAGAUACAUGAAGAAUAUGUACUUAGACGCUAUGGCCAUUUGUAGACAUUUUGGUUUUCCAGACCUUUUCAUCACAUUCACAUGCAAUCCAAAAUGGCCAGAACUUACAAGAUUUCUUGAGAAAAGAGGCUUGAAAUCAGAUGACAGGCCUGAGAUUAUUUGUCGGAUCUUUAAGCUGAAACUCGAUUCUUUGAUGAAUGAUUUGACAAAGAAGAAUAUUCUGGGAAAGACAUCUUCAUCUAUGUAUAUUGUUGAGUUUCAAAAGAGAGGCCUGCCACAUGCUCACAUUCUGCUUUUUAUGCACCCUUCCUCCAAGUUUCCCAAAACAGAAGACAUUGAUGAAAUCAUAUCAGCUGAGAUCCCAGAUAAAUCAUCUGAUCCAGAUCUUUACAAUGUUGUUAAGGAUUGUAUGAUUCAUGGUCCCUGUGGAGCUGUUAAUAUGAAUUCACCAUGUAUGGAGAAUGGACAGUGUUCGAAAAUGUUUCCUACGCAAUUCGCAGAGAAUACUCGGGUGAAAAAAGAUGGAUUUCCACUCUAUAGAAGACGCCAGUCUGACUGUUAUAUUGAGAAGAAUGGCUUAAAAUGUGAUAACAGAUGGGUCAUCCCUUACAACAGGAAACUCUCUCUUCGUUAUCGAGCUCACAUUAAUGUAGAGUGGUGCAAUCAAGUUGGUUCUAUUAAGUAUUUAUUUAAAUACAUUAAUAAAGGAGCGGAUCGUGUAACUGUAGUUGUCGAACCACCAGGGCCAGAAGUUAGGAGUGAAACACUAGCUACCUCAGCUCCAGCGAACUUAGCAGCACCAAGCUCAUCUGCAGCCCACUCAGCUACAGCAACCUCAGGUUGUGCGACCUCAGCUCCAGCUAACUCAGCGACAGACACUGGUGGUGAUGUUUUGAAACAAAACGUUGAGAUUAAGAAGAAUGAAAUAAAGGAUUUCUUUGAUUGCAGAUCAACAUCCGUUGAGAUCCUCUCAUUUCAUCUACCAGGAAAACAAAACAUUAUCUUCAGAGGGAAGGACAAACUGAAAGAUGUUGUUGGUCGUAAGCUUAUCGAGAACACAAUGUUUCUGGCUUGGUUUAAGCUUAAUGAAGUUGAUGCUUUCGCUCGGACUCUUACUUAUAUUCAGAUUCCCAACUACUACACAUAUUCAAAGAGUCAGAAGAAGUGGACUAGAAGGAAGCAAGGGUUUAGUGUUGGAAGAAUUAAUUAUGCCCCACGUAAGCAAGAAAGGGCUUAUUUUUUUAGAGUGUUAUUGAACUACGUCAAAAGUCCUACCAGCUUUGACGAUAUCAAAACCUACAAUGGUGUAGUUUACGAGGGGUAUAAAGAGGCAUGUUAUGCUCGAGGAAUAUUGGAUGAUGACCAAGAGUAUAUAGAUGACUUAGUGAGGCGCAGUUAUGAUAGCUCUGCAGCUGUUGUUCGUGAUCUUUUUGUUCUAAUGCUUCUAUCCGAUAGUCUGUGUCAACCAGAGGUUGUUUGGGAUAAAACUUGGAAACUGUUGUCUGAGGAUAUCGAGUAUAAUCGCAGAAUGCAUUUCAAUAGGCCAGAGAUUGAGAAGCUUAUGAGAAGGAAUGGGAGUUCACUUUCAGUCUAUGAAUCUAUGCCUAAACUGCCUGCUGAAUUCAAACCGAUCGAGAAUGUUUUGAUCUUGGAUGAAUUAAAUUACGACCAGUUGCAAGCCAAUCAUAACAGAGAUAUUCUGAAGAUGACUGAUGAACAAAAAAAGAUAUACGAUGAGAUCAUUGGUGCUGUUGUUGAAGAUAGAGGUGGAAUGUUCUUUGUUUAUGGGUUCGGUGGCACUGGAAAAAACUUUCUUUGGCAAAUUUUAUCAGCUGCUGUUAGGUGUAGGGGAGAUAUAGUUCUUAAUACUGCAUCUAGCGGAAUUGCUUCUUUGUUGUUACAAGGUGGUAGGACUGCUCAUUCCCGUUUUAGCAUACCAAUCAAUCCAGAUGAGUUUACUACAUGUUCAUUGACUCAUGGAUCAGAUAAAGCUAAUUUGAUAAAGGAAGCAUCUCUAAUUAUUUGGGAUGAAGCACCAAUGAUGAGCAAACAUUGCUUUGAAUCUUUAGACAAAAGUUUAAAGGAUCUGAUGGGGAAUCACGACAAUAAGCCUUUUGGUGGGAAGGUUAUUGUUUUUGGAGGUGACUUUCGGCAAGUACUUCCUGUGAUUACUGGAGGUAGCAGGGCUGAGAUAGUGUUGGCUGCCAUGAAUUCUUCUUAUCUCUGGGAACAUUGCAAGGUUCUGAAACUUACUAAGAAUAUGAGAUUAUCUUCGAACAAUCUUUCUGAGGAUGAGGCAAAAUAUCUGAAAGAAUUUUCUGAAUGGAUUUCGGCUGUUGGGGAUGGGAAAAUAGCAGAGCCUAAUGAUGGGGAGGCACUAAUUGAUAUUCCAGAACAGUUUUUAAUUAUGGACCAAGAGUAUCCGAUAGAAACUAUAAGUCAUGCCAUCUAUGGAGAUGCAGAUUCAUUAAGAGGAAUUCAAGAUCCUAAGUUUUUCCAACAGAGAGCAAUCUUAUGUCCAACAAAUGAGGAUGUUAAUAUGAUUAACGAUCAUAUGUUGUCUAAACUUGAUGGUGAAGAAAUGGUUUUUAUUUCAUCUGAUAGUAUUGAUCCUUCUGAUACUGGUUCAGUCAAAAAUGAUGCUUUCAGCACCGACUUCCUAAACAACAUUAAAGUUUCUGGUCUACCAAACCAUAGUCUAAGAUUGAAGAUUGGUUGUCCUGUUAUGUUGCUUAGGAAUAUUAAUCCUAAUGAGGGUUUAAUGAAUGGAACAAGAUUGCAAAUCACUCAGCUUAUGGAUUUUAUGGUGGAAGCUAGAAUCUUAACUGGUGCUAAGGUUGGUGAAAUCGCUUAUAUUCCAAGAUUGUUGAUCACUCCAACAGAUAAAAGACUUCCUUUCAAGAUGCGUAGAAGACAAUUGCCUUUAGCAGUGGUUUUUCCAAUAACCAUCAACAAAAGCCAAGGACAAUCACUGUUUGAAGUUGGAUUAUUUCUUCCUAGACCAGUUUUUUCUCACGGACAGCUAUAUGUUGCCAUAUCAAGGGUUACAUCGAAGAAAGGUUUGAAAGUUUUGAUCGUGGAUAAAGAGGGGAAGCCACAAAGUAAAACUACAAAUGUUGUUUUCAAAGAGGUUUUCAAUAAUCUUGAAAACAGAGAAGAGUGA